GCGUGAGCGUGAGCCCGGCUACUGUAGACUUGCGAACAGUUCGGAGCCAGCGAGCGCGCGCCAGAGAGAGCGCGAGAGAGUGAAGGAGCGAGUGCGUGGGGACCUAGAGGAGACAGGGCGAGAAAGCGAGGGCCCGAGGAUCUACAAUUUGAGACUGAAUGACCAUGGCUGUCUCAGCACCUCCGGUGAUCUCUGCAACUUCCAGUGGCGCCGGCGUCCCAGGGGGCUUAUUUCGGGCCGAACCCUUGUACUCAACUCCUGGAGAGCCUCCUCGUCUUACCCCCAGUAUGAUCAACAGUUUCAUGGCCAAUAAUCACAGCGCUAGUGCCGGGGGUGGCGGGGUCGGGAGUGGCAGCGGAGGCAGCGGCAACACCAACACCAACGAGUGCAGGAUGGUCGACAUGCACGGGGUGAAGGUGGCUUCGUUCCUGAUGGACGGUCAGGAACUGAUCUGCCUACCGCAAGUCUUUGAUCUCUUCCUCAAGCACCUGGUGGGAGGGUUGCACACGGUGUACACCAAGCUGAAGAGACUGGACAUAUCCCCUGUGGUGUGUACUGUCGAGCAGGUCCGGAUCCUCCGCGGGCUGGGGGCCAUCCAGCCCGGGGUGAACCGCUGUAAACUCAUCACCAGGAAAGACUUCGAAACUUUGUUCACGGAUUGCACCAAUGCCAGAAGGAAGAGGCAAAUGACAAGAAAACAAGCUGUUAACAGUUCAAGGCCUGGCAGGCCUCCUAAGCGUUCUUUGGGAGUGUUGCAGGACAAUGCUCACCUUCUGCCCCAUUCAGUCCCAGGCCUCUUAUCACCAGGACUUAUCACUCCGACAGGAAUAACAGCUGCAGCAAUGGCUGAGGCGAUGAAGCUGCAGAAGAUGAAGCUUAUGGCUAUGAACACUCUUCAGGGAAAUGGAAGCCAAAAUGGGACGGAAUCAGAGCCUGAUGAUCUUAAUUCUAAUACAGGUGGAAGUGAAUCCUCAUGGGAUAAAGAUAAGAUGCAGUCUCCUCUUGCUGCUCCGGGACCCCAACAUGGAAUUGCUCAUGCAGCCCUGGCUGGCCAGCCAGGCCUUGGGGGUGCUCCUACCCUCAAUCCACUGCAGCAGAAUCACCUGCUGACCAAUAGACUGGAUCUGCCAUUUAUGAUGAUGCCUCAUCCCCUACUUCCAGUCAGCUUACCUCCUGCAUCAGUUGCCAUGGCAAUGAAUCAGAUGAACCAUCUCAAUACUAUUGCCAACAUGGCUGCUGCAGCCCAGAUUCACAGUCCACUCUCCAGAGCUGGGGCCUCUGUUAUAAAGGAACGGAUCCCAGAGAGUCCUUCUCCUGCUCCCUCUCUGGAAGAGAGUCACCGCCCAGGGAGCCAGACCUCCUCCCACCCCAGCAGCAGUGUGUCCAGCUCUCCCUCUCAGAUGGAUCACCAUUCAGAGAGAAUGGUUAUGAUGCCCAACAAUAGAGAUGAACUUAUUGUUGAUCAGCAUAAUGGACCAACCAUCAAAAAACUCCAAAGGGAUAAUAAAGAAGAAGUACCAGUUCAAAUCCCAAUGAUGAAAUCACCCUUGGACAAGAUCCAACUGACUCCUGGGCAGGCAUUGCCUCCUGGAUUCCCUGGACCAUUCAUUUUUGCUGAUAGUCUGUCCUCCGUGGAGACUCUGUUGACCAACAUUCAGGUCAACAAUAUUUCUAUAAACAAAAUAAAUGGUCUACUGAAAGUGGCUUUGGAUAAUGCUCGCAUCCAGGAGAAGCAGAUUCAGCAAGAAAAAAAGGAACUGCGAAUGGAGCUCUAUAGAGAGAGAGAAAUCAGAGAAACCCUUGAAAGACAACUCGCAGUUGAGCUUCAAAGCAGAACUACCAUGCAGAAGCGCCUGAAGAAGGAGAAAAAAGCCAAGAGAAAACUGCAGGAAGCCUUGGAAUUUGAAUCAAAGCGCAGGGAGCAAGUGGAGCAAGCACUUAAGCAAGCCACUACUAGUGACAGUGGUCUGAGGAUGUUGAAAGAUACUGGGAUUCCAGAUAUUGAAAUAGAAAACAAUGGGACUCCUCAUGAUAGUACUGCUAUGCAAGCCUGAACACUGAUGCCGGAACUCCAACUGAUCAUAGGCACGAAUAGGGUGCUGUAGCAGUUACCUGCUUAUCUAGUGUUGUCAUUCUUUAGAAUUCAUACUCAAAUUCUUAAAAUAUGGAACCUUCAAUUACUAUUUGUUUGUUACUGAUAAAUAGAAACUUGCACGAACAGGAAAAAUGUGCUAGAGAAUGGGCUUCACAAGUUUUUAGGGGAUAAUCAUAAUGAUGAUUGAACAUGAUACUUUACACUUCUAUAACCCCUUUCUUCCAUGGAGUUCAUAGUGCUUCAUAAACAUUAUCACAUUAAUCCACACAGCAUCCUAGUGGGGUAAGUAGGUGGAAGAAUUUUUAAGACAGAGAAAAUGCUAUUUCUAAAUGGUGUGACAGAAUUGAAAAUGCAGACACACCCACUUUAAGCUGUGAUUACUAUGAAAUAGCUUUAUAUUUGACUGACCUGGGAUUUAACAGGAAUUAUGUGAGGAGGUAAUUCAUUUGUGCAAAUGAUCAAUAUUUGUUAUCACUGGUUUGGAGCUCACCUUUCUAAAAGAAACACAUUGCUUGUCGUGUUCUCUAAGGGAAUAUAGAGAGCACUAGUUUGUAGAUUUUACCACACCUAGUUCUUCUUUUGAUCUGUUGAUGGUGGAGCAAGUCAUUUAAUCCCUUUCUCCUAGCGCAUUCCUUAUCUAUAAAGAAGGCAAUGAUAAAAACACACAUCCAAGCUACUAAACAUACCCCUUUUAUUCUUUUCUGCUUUCUUCCCAUCUUCAAUUCUGCUUCCUUUUUAUGAAGUUAUCAAUAAACAAUUUGACUGAAAAAUCUAUAGAAAUAAGAAAGGAGCAAGGCAGAUAUGAUGGGUCAGUCACAUCAUGGAUAUUUUCCACUGCUCACCUUCUGGUCUAGACAUGACCAGAUGCCUAAGAUGUUCCAGUGAUUAGAACAAAAUGAGUCAUUUGGCUUGAAUUGCCCAGGAAAUGGAUGGUCUCAAAUAUUUUGGGCUGUUUACUUAAUGGAGUAAGUAAGUAAAUUUGCCACCUGGCCAAAGGCUGGUGGCAAAUACCUGUCAUCAUUAUUUUCAUACCUCCUAAGAAUCUAAUAGAGCAGUUUUCUAAUGUGUUAAAUGGUACUCUAGUGAUGGAAAAAAUUUAAUGUCCCUCCUAAAGUUCCCUCCUUACACCAAGCAAAAUCUAAUUCAUUAUGUUAUUUUUACAUCUGCCCUGGAAUUAAGUUCUGAUGUGACAAAAGCAACAGUCAUCUUAUGCAAAAGGCCAACUGAGUUUUUAUCCAUUCUCCAAUAAUCAGUUCCCUGUGGCAGUAUAUGCAGUUUCUGCUGGAAUGGCCACCUACCCCACGCAUUUUUAAAUAUUACAUUAAUUAAUGUCAAUGUGACAUUCCAGUCAUUCCAUGCUCUGAAGGAAUUUCUUCUAAGGCACAGGCGUUUGGCUUCUGUUGCUGUCUGCAGACUUUAGAAGGUCUGCUUGUGUCAGUAGGUGUGCUGCUUUAACCUAAUUCAGUGAGAUAAUGCCAAACUAGAAAUAAGUCAUGGAGAAGGAUUGAGGCAAAUACAACUUUUAAAAAUUUUAUUAAUACUAAAUAUCUGAAUAAAGUAACAAAGAAGUGUGACUAAAAAUAUAACAUCCAAAAAUGUCUCAUUAUUUAAUAGUCAAAGAGCAUAUAUUGAACUAGAGGGGAAAUUGAACAGCUUUUUCAAAUUACGUAAGUCACUUAAAAACAAACUACUGUCUUUUUACAAAUAGAUAUGUUUAAUUAACUUUGGUUGAACUAUAUGGAAUCCUCAUGUGUUUUCUUCUGACCUUUUCUCACAUAUCUGCCUUCUUUAUGACACCUGAUUUUAGGUUUUUCGUUUUCAUAAGCUUCAGAUGUAUACCACAGAAGGCGUGUCUCACACUUACUUGAGUUUGAAAUAGUCAGGUGUGGCCCUUUAAAAAUAACUGAUCAACAGAGGCUCAUCUCCUGCAUGGAGGGGGCUGCACCAGACUCCUAUGCCAGGGGCUAUGCCCAUGUCAGGCCGUGCUGUGCUAAGAGAAGGACUGUAUGGGCCUUCGUUUUUAUUUUUAAAAUGGUCACAAUUUGUGUGUAUUGAAUUCCUCCUUUUACUUAUCUGAUAAAUCUUAAAGCAAUAAACUCUGUCAGCUCUCCCCAAAUGUCCGUGUGUGUCACUCCUUGUAAGUUCCCAAGCUCCCUAACAUUCCUCUGGAGAGGCUUUGUUCGUUGCUCUUCCUGAUCUUUAAUCUUGUUUACAUCCAGAAUGCAUAUUAGAUCAUCUCUGUUUGGAGCUCAAGUACAAACCCUCUUAAAAACAUGAAACAUUCAAUUACUAAUUAGCUGUUUCCUGUUUCUAAUGAAGUGAGCAUGCCAGAUUUGGAUUAAAAUUCAGCUACUGCUCUCCUCUGUUUAUGGUUCCAGAUGUUUUUGUUUUAUCUAGGAGUUUACUUUGACAGCUGCUGCUAAAUGAUAAAUCACUCAUAUUAUAUCUGAAAUGCAUUUUGAAAUUGAAAUGUGGCAAACUUUGAGAUUGCUCCAAGGAUCAGUGUCAGUUAGCAGGUCAAUAUUGGCUCUUCCUUAUGAUCACUCAGUAUUGGCAUAUGUAAAACAGUAACAGAAUCUGUGUCAACAUUAUACGGCAUGCUACACAAGAGUCUAUUUUGCUACUAUCUAAAUUAGGAGGAAAAGUUUUACUGCAACGAAAUCUCUAUUGUAUUCUGGGUAGAAAAAUUGAUUCAUAUUAAUAGUGUCUUCUUGCUGGCGUAGUUUUUCUUUGUCUUUUCGAGCUGCUGUGGAAACAGUUCCAGAUAGGCCUUGUAAACUGGCACAUUUCAUGAAGGGUGUGGGCAGAUAUGUUUGUCUUUUUUAAUAAAGACAAUAAUUAAACAUAAUAAAAGAAACAGAUUUUUCAGACAUUACAUUUUUCUAAAAGACAAAUGGUGAUUGCUUUUGCCAUUUGUUACUGUGUUUAUGUACCUUUUUUUACAGGGUAUUAUUUUUUUUUUUGCCGUUGCUUUCAAGUCUGUAACAUCCACAAUUUAUAUUGCAUGAUUUUAAGCUUUAGCUAUAUUGUAUAAAUUUCAAUCCUGUUGAAAUGACUGUCUGCCAUUUGAUGUUGAAGAGCUUUCUUUUGACAUUUAGACUGUGUAUACAGAGAAUGAGGUAGACUGGAAAACUGAGCAACUAUCUGGUGAAUUUUAUCAGAAUAAAUAUUCUCAGAUGCCACAAAGGAGUCUGAGCAAUUCUCUGGGGUGACAGACUACUAGAUAGUUUCCAAAAAUUCAAGCUUUGUUUUCUUCUGGUCCCUGGAAAAGUUCAGAUGAAUUCCAUGGGCUCUUUGGCAAAAUGUCUGGUUGCCCUUUAAUGGAGUUUGACCUGACCUCCAGGUCAUCUGACUAACAUAGACUCAAAUUCUUUUAUUCUUCCGUUACUUUAUCACAUCUUUAUUUUUGCUUCUGAGGUAUUAUCCAGAAAAUUCCACUGACUCGCCAUGAUACCUUUGACACAGAAAGAAUAAACAUUUUAAAACUUUUAUACACAAGACUUGAAAAGGGUAUAUUUUCCUUCUAACAAUGCUAAGCUUUGACUAGACUAAAUUAAUAUUUUAGACUAGCCAUAUCAGUCCAACAGUGAUAAUGUGCUCUCCUUUAUAUGUGAAGAUGAUACAUUUGACUCACAAACAUAGACUUUAAGUGUUUCUUAAGCAUGGGUGAUGGAUUUGUACUGAUCAUCCACACUUUCUUUCCUCAUUCUUCUUUUGUGACCAAAGGCCAAUUUUUAUGAGGUAGUUGGAUAGAGACUCGGGCCGUAAGCCAUGGCUACGGAAAAGAGCAAGUUUAGGCAAAAAGAGGUGGAAUCAUAUUUUGAAAAUUGUUUCCAACUAUAAUUUUUACCCACACCAUCAAAUGUUUUCUAACUCUGGGAUGGUAUGAAUUCUUUUGAUUACCAACGGUGAAAUAGAUACUCGUUUGACCAAACACUAUGGUUAAAAUGAUAUUCGGAACUAGUCUCCCUUCAUGCAGUAUACACAGUCUCAGGUUUAACCGGGGGAGAGGAAAUUCUAAAUGUCCAAAACUGUCAUUGCCUUAGAUCAUAACCAGAUCAUAACUCCUUUCUCCCUGUUUUGGUAAACCAUAGGCAUCUUAAACAUACCAUUAUAUACAAAAGGAAGAGUAAUGUAGAUAACUAUAGACAUGAUAGUUUAUGAAGAGUCUCAUCAGUCUUCGGUGUCUUCAGUGCUGUGGAAAGAACAGAAGCUGUCGCAUGAAACUUGAAGGAUCUUUGAAAACUGACACAUUAACAUAUAGAAAUGUUAAGAAAUUUUAAGUUUUACCGAUACUAAAUCAAGCCUGUUACAUCAGAUCAUUUAAGUUCCCGAAGAUAGAAGUUUAGUAUUUUUAAGCACGUAUCAGAAUUAUCCCUCAGAAGAACUAACUUGUUUUCUUUUUUUUAAAGGAGGUAACUAUUACUGUUUAGCAAUGGCACAACAGUUUUAUUCGGCCUGAAAGGUCUUCGC
Diceros bicornis minor is the source of this 6568-nucleotide messenger RNA. It is a transcript of the gene DACH2, whose product is annotated as dachshund family transcription factor 2. The coding region runs from base 159 to 2054 and encodes 631 amino acids. Lineage: Eukaryota; Metazoa; Chordata; Mammalia; Perissodactyla; Rhinocerotidae. The transcript is spliced from 13 exons. The record is from RefSeq and is a predicted model, not a curated record.